This is a messenger RNA of Camellia sinensis, 2457 nucleotides long. RefSeq names its product phospholipase A1-IIgamma. The record is from RefSeq and is a predicted model, not a curated record. Gene Ontology annotation, biological process: lipid metabolic process. Lineage: Eukaryota; Viridiplantae; Streptophyta; Magnoliopsida; Ericales; Theaceae. Gene Ontology annotation, molecular function: glycerophospholipid phospholipase A1 activity.
UAUAAAAAUCGUGCAAUGCAUGCUAUCUAGUAUAACUUUCAUAUAAACGAAUUGAUAUACAUAUUGGUUUAGAGAGAAAAAUAGAAACAAGAUGAACAACAAUAGCAACAUUGCUAAACGGUGGAGGGUUCUUAGUGGUGAGGAUAGCUGGAGGGGCUUAUUGGACCCUCUAGACAUUGAUCUCCGGCAAUAUAUCAUUCACUAUGGAGAAAUGGCUCAAGCAACAUAUGACAACUUCAUCUCUGAUAAGUUGUCAAAAUAUGCAGGAAGCAGUCGAUAUGCAAAGAAGGACCUCUUUUCUAAGUUGGGUCUAGAUCCAUUGAUGUACCAAGUGACUAAAUAUUUUUAUGCGACAUCAUCAACUGAAGUCCCUGAUGCAUUCAUCUUCAAGUCUUUAUCGAGAGAGGCAUGGAGCAAAGAAUCAAAUUGGAUGGGAUAUGUCGCGGUUGCUACAGAUGAAGGGAAGGUUAAGCUAGGGAGGAGAGACAUUGUGAUUGCAUGGAGAGGAACAAUCCAAGCCAUGGAAUGGGUUAAUGACUUGGAAAUUAAUUUAGUCUCGCCUUCAAAGAUACUUGGAGAGGAAGAUGAUGAUGCUAAGGUUCAUCGGGGAUUUUACUCAAUCUACACUUCAAAUGAUCCAAGAUCACGAUUCAGUAAGACUAGUGCUAGUGACCAGGUUAUUAAAGAGGUCAGAAGACUUGUUGAAGAAUAUCAAAAUGAAGAAAUCAGUAUAACUGUAGUCGGCCAUAGUUUGGGUGCAGCAAUUGCAACCCUAAAUGCAGUUGACAUAGUUGCUAAUGGAUUCAACAUGCCUCAAAAUCAACCAGACAAGGCCUGCCCUGUGACUGCCUUCGUAUUUGCAAGCCCUAAAGUUGGAGAUUUAGACUUCAAAAAGGUCUUCUUUGGGCUAAAAGAUCUUCGAGUUCUACGCAUUCGUAAUGCUCGAGAUAUUGUUCCAAAGGUUCCAUUCAUAGGCUACAAAAACGUUGGUGAAAAAUUGGCAAUUAAUACUUCCAAGUCAGAGUACUUGAAAAGUCUUGGAAAUUUACAAAGUUGGCAUAAUUUGGAGGCUUACCUACACGGUGUUGCAGGUACACAAGGAUCAAAAGGAGGGUUCAAGUUAGAAGUUGAUCGGGAUAUUGCGCUUGUUAACAAAACAUUGGAUGCUUUAAAGGAUAAGUAUUUGGUACCAACUUCAUGGUGGGUUGAGAAGAACAAGGACAUGGUUCGACAAGUAGAUGGCUCUUGGAAGCUGAUGGACCAUGAGCCAGAUCAUCAAGAUGAUGAUUUCUCAAUCUUUACAAGACCUGAGAAAUUAUCGAAGCUGAAUUAAUCUCUAGUAUUUAAUUAGAGUUGUUUAUGCAGUAUUUAAAUGUUUCUUUUAGUUAAGUUUUAUUAACCUAGGCUAUGAGUUUAUGUGAGAAUCUUGUGUAAUAAUUUAGAUUUUUGUUUUGAUAUUGUUGUCACCUUUUAGUGGCUUUGUUUUCUUUCCUUCCAUCUUUGCUUGUUGCCCAUUAGGGCUUUGGCUCAAGUUAUACCCCUUUUUUAUUCUAAUAAAAUCCCAUAUUUACCCAAAAAAUAAAAGAAUAAAAAUUGGUGGUGGGAAUAUGUUAUUAAUCCAAUAGAAAGGAAAUGUUUAUCACUAACUCAUUUAAAAGAUUAAGCUGUUAAAGAGAUGAAUAACUUUAUUAUUUAUAUUCUCAACAUACUUGACCAUAUUUAUAGAAUCUUGAAUAUGCUUCUAGUUGGUAGUAUUUUCAUCUCUAUUUUAUGUUUUUAUUUGUUAGAAAGCACACAAAAAAUGGUUAUAUAACUAUUUUUGGACAAAAUUCUUAUAACAACCCACUCUUUAGGAAAUAUCAAAAAACUUGUUUUCGAAUUUUGAAAUUUAGUUUUGGAGAAGGAAAAAAAAAAUCAUGAAGAGUUGGGUAAGGUGUUUCCAAAAUUUUUAUUAUUUUUAUUCUAAAACACAUGGAAAACAAAAACAAAAACAAAAACAAAGAGCAAAAAAAAGCAAAAAAUAAAUGAAAAACAAUGACUGAAUUCUUUACACGUACUUUACUAAUAAUUGCUUGAAUGUUUACAUUUAAGCCCUAUAAAGUGCAUUUGUUAAGUCUUUAAUUCUAAUUACUUGAUGUAUUCUAAGGCAUUUUUGCUCUUUGUAGGUAUUCGAGCUCAUGAAUAUGCUAAAAGACUAUCAAUUUGGAGCUUUAGAAAGUUUGCUGGAACAUUUAAUUGAAGUCCAAAUCAAGUUAAGGAAAUGAAGUUUAGAAGUUUCAAAAUAGCAAACAAAUUUUCCUUUUUGUGCUCGAGCAUAGAGUCUAAGUGCUUGAGCACUUAAGUUGUUAAAGAGAAAAAGGAUUAUGUUUGUGUGCUCAAACACAAAAGCGACGUGCUCGAGCACAAUCUAUUAGGUUUUUGUAAUUGACAAUAAACUUCAUUCAAUUGUAUUUUUAU